Messenger RNA from Miscanthus lutarioriparius, 933 nucleotides. The record is from the annotation of a GenBank genome assembly. Lineage: Eukaryota; Viridiplantae; Streptophyta; Magnoliopsida; Poales; Poaceae.
AUGGGCACCUUCCUAGGCCACUUCCUCCCCGGCCUGACCUUCGCCAUCCUCGGCGUGUGGCACACGCUGAACACCGUCAAGGGCUACAAGCUCAAGGGUGCCUCCGGCUUCCGCACCGCUACCUGGUUCCCGUUCCCGUCGCCGCUGCUGCCCGGCCUGAGGCACCUGGAGCUCUACCUCCUGCUCUCCUUCUCCGUGCUCGCCAUCGCCGACCAGCUCGUGGACCUCCCCAUCCUCGCGCUCUCCCUCCAGCCGGACAGCCUCGAGCACGCCACCAUGUACCUCCACCUCGCCGUGUACGCAUCGGUAGCGCUCGCCGCCGACGUCGUCUCCUCCCGGCGCCGUGACGCCGCCGCCACGGCCACGCCCGGCGGGGUCGUUGGGGACGUGGUGACCGCGCUCGCCGCGUCGGUGUUCGGGCAGGAGCUGUUCCUGCUCCGGUUCCACUCCGCGGACCACGCCGGCCUUGAGGGCCACUACCACUGGCUGCUGCAGCUGGUGGUGGCGGCAUCCCUCGUCACCACCGCCGUCAGCGCCGUCCUGCCGAGGAGCUUCGCCGUGGCGGUGGUGCGGUCGUCAUCGGUGCUGCUCCAGGGCAUGUGGUUCAUGGUCAUGGGCUUCGCGCUGUGGGUGCCGGCGCUCGUGCCGGUCGGGUGCCGCGGCGGCGUGGAGGGAAGUGGCGCGGCAAUGCGGAGCGUGGUGGCGUGUGCGACGGAGGAGGCGGCACGGAGGGCCGUGGUGAUGGCCAACCUGCAGUUCAGCUGGGCGCUCGCCGCCGUGUGGGUCGUCACAGCGUACCUGUGCCUCAGGGUGGACUACUGCCGGUGCUUGGAUUACAUGCAGCUUCAAACGCCGCCCAGCGGCGUUGUCGCCGGCGACGGGGAUGCGCCGCCGCCGCAGAAGCAUGUCUUUCCUGUCGAAGAGCGCGUGUAG